CUUGUGCUUUCCGUUUUUACUGUAUUAAUUAAUGAUAUUAGCGUGGUAAUUUAGUAAAUAUCAAGUGUUUCUAUUUGACUACUUUUUCAUUUCAAUAUAAAUCUUUUAAAAUGUCAGCGGAUAAUAUUGAAAAACUUUAUCAAAAUUAUGGAGUUCUCGCCGAUGCCAAAGAUGAUAUCGCCAAGCACGAAAAGGAAUAUUUAGAAAUAUUGGCGGCCGUCAAGGGUUCCGAUAAAGAAAAACGGCUGGCGUCUCAAUUCAUUGCGAAAUUUUUCAAUAGUUUCCCGAACUUAGCAGACCAAGCUAUUGAAGCACAGUUUGAUUUGUGUGAAGAUGAUGAUGUGGCAAUUCGUAAACAAGCAAUCAAGGAAUUGCCUAUAAUGUGCAAAAGUAAUAAAGAACAUGCACAGAGAAUAGCAGACAUAUUAGCGCAGCUGUUACAGUCUGAAGAUUCAACUGAAAUCAAUGUAGUUACAAAUUCCUUACUCGCUAUUGUGAAAAUUGAUCCAAGGGGAGCCUUAGCUGGCUUAUUUUCUCAAAUACACCAGAGCACUGAUAGUGAAGUGCCAAAUGAAAUUGUCAGAGAAAGAUGCAUUAAGUUCCUUGCUACCAAAGUAAAACAACUUGGUAGAGAAGUAAUUAAUAAAGAAGCGGAGGAUUUAAUCAUAGCAGAGGGCAAGAAAAUCUUAGAAGAUGUUGUUGCUGAAGAAUUUGAACACAUAAUGGACUUACUAACAUGGUCCAAGCUCGGUAAAACUCCGGCUGGUAAAAAAGAAUUGACACAAAUUAUUGCCGCAUUGGCAUUUAGCCCUGAUGACUGGCAUCCUGAAGACCCUGAAUAUGUAGACAGACUUAUUCAAUGUUCUCAACAUGCAUUACCUCUAUUUACUCCUCAAGUUGAUUCUACACAAUUUGUGAAUAUCUUCUGUGAUCAUGUUUUGUCAAAAUGGGAUGAAAUUGCAACAACGGGAGGGGGGACAGACCAAAAGCUUGAACUGUUGAAAACAUUUGCUGAAAUCACUGAACAUUGUGGUGAUAUUGAAAAUAUAGAUAAGAAGAUCAACAUUGUGUAUGAUGUUUUAUUGAAUUAUCUACCAGAAGCUCCAUUAGUAGUUAACGAGGACGAAAAUACAGAGAAAACUGCCGAAAAUGAAGAAAAAACGGACGAGACUAAAUCAUCAACAGCACCAUCUCUUCAAUUUUCUCAUGUGGAAUGUGCACUCUUUGCUUUGCAUUCGCUCUGCCGCAAAUCACCAGAGGCUCUCAGUGCUGACGCAGCAAGGUUGAAAACCUUACGUUUGCGACUCCAGUACACAGCUCGUUUAACACAAGGCUACAUAAAGAAAUUGAAAGAAGUAACACAGGGUAAAAAGGGGGAAGACGCCAAUUCAGAUGAAAACAAAUUAAGAGUGGCAGCAUUGAAGACUACUUCCAAUAUUAAUACUUUAAUCCGUGACAUUUUCCGAACACCACCAAGCUUUAAAAGCAAAAUACAGCUCUCAUUCCAGACUACAAAGAAAGAGGAAAAAGAGGAAAAAAUUGUAUCCCAUACAGAAGACAAAGAAUCUGGUGCCCAGAAAAGACACCGUCCCAUCACUUUUGACAAUGGCGAGAAAAAAGAAUCAUCCGAAAAACGCUCAAGGAGUGGUGACAGAAACUUAAAAAUGUACACACCACCAUCUGGAAAAUAUAGUUCAAGAUUGAAUAACAGUGGGCGCUUUAUGGGGGGUAGCUCUGGAAGGGGCAGGGGAAACUAUGGCAGACGGGACUUUCGUAACAAUGGCGCCCCCUACAGACGGCGCAGUAAUUACUGACUGACUGACUCAUAAAACAACAAAGUAUUUGAUUAGGGAUGACUGACUGUUUAAUGACUUUUUGACUUACAAGCUGACAUUUAUUUGGUUCAAACUAACUUGAGCAACAAUAAGUUGCAAACGUCUGAGUAAUUACAGAUAUAAUUACUCGAAUGACAAGCAGACAUUGCAGCGGAAGUAACGACGGUUCUUUUUGUUUAUUGUACAUAGGUUCAUUGUAUGCAGAACUGCUUCAAAUUAGUUUUCCAGUUUUCACAGAGGAAAAGUAUGGUGCGUUUGUGCAACAUUAAAAUGGUAAGUAAUAGAAAAAUAAUUUAUAUUAUUAUACAGCAGAUACAAGUUACAACACAACUGGUAGCUGCAGUAGAUACCUACAAAAAUUUUGUAAGUAGUAGAUUUUAAUGAUAUUUUAUUAUGAAAAUUGCUGAGGAAUAUUCAAGAUUCUAUCAUGCAGGUGUGUAAGUAUUGAGAAUAUAAUAUGAGUUAUUUAGGGGUCCAUACCAGUCCUGGAAGCUGAUUUUCCACACUUCUUGUUUCAGAUAUCUUCGAGUUUCUUUUUUUUAAGAAACUCCUACUGUAUGGAUUAAUUAAGUCUUAAAUUCAAUAAAUAAAAUUUAUCAAAUA
Molecule: messenger RNA, 2438 nt
Organism: Colias croceus (clouded yellow)
Lineage: Eukaryota; Metazoa; Arthropoda; Insecta; Lepidoptera; Pieridae
Gene: cass
Product: apoptosis inhibitor 5
Exons: 8
Coding region: 111-1814 (567 amino acids)
Biological process (GO): negative regulation of apoptotic process
Cellular component (GO): nucleus
Molecular function (GO): RNA binding
Source: RefSeq, a predicted model, not a curated record